Iphiclides podalirius (scarce swallowtail) is the source of this 756-nucleotide messenger RNA. The record is from the annotation of a GenBank genome assembly. Lineage: Eukaryota; Metazoa; Arthropoda; Insecta; Lepidoptera; Papilionidae.
AUGGGUCGAUCGAGAUCAAGAAGUAAAUCGCCUAGGCGACAUCACAAAAGUAGUAAACACUCUCGAAAGAAAAGUCGUUCCAAAGACCGAUCGUCAUCAAGAAGUAGGAAUUCAAAACAUGUUGAGAAAUCUAAAGAACGUAGUUCAAAAUCCAGAAAACGGUCGCGGUCAGUAUCCUCAUCAAGUACAAGCGAUGCUUCCUAUGAUGGAAGUAGGAGAAAGAAAUCAAAAGGUCGCAGCAAAAUGGAUGAAGUUGAUCGGCUCGCCGAAAUGGAAAGGCAAAGACGUGUUAGAGAAGCAGAGCAAAAGGUUGUGGAAGAAGAGGCUGCAAAAAGAAUAGAAUUGCUAGUUAAGAAACGAGUGGAGGAAGAAUUAGAAAAACGUAAAGAAGAAAUUGAGCAAGAAGUGGCGAAAAGAGUGGAAGAAGCCAAACGCAAGAUGGAAACAGAAAUGAUGCAAGAGCUUGAGCGACAACGUGAACAACAACGACGAGAGGAAUUAGCGAGACAGGAAGAAGAAGCUCGUAAAAGAAAAGAGCUGGAGGAAAUCAUGGCAGAAAAUAACCGUAAGAUUGAAGAGGCACAGCGAAAGUUGGCUGAAGAAAGGUUAGCAAUGAUAGAAGAACAAAGAAAAAUGGAUGAAGAAAGACAGAAGUUGAAAAAAGAACAAGAAAAGAGAGUAAAAGAGGAGCAAAAGAAAAUUUUAGGCAAAAAUAAUUCAAGACCUAAGUUGUCUUUCUCAUUAAAACCACUAUCA